Molecule: messenger RNA, 1113 nt
Organism: Trypanosoma theileri
Lineage: Eukaryota; Euglenozoa; Kinetoplastea; Trypanosomatida; Trypanosomatidae
Product: LMBR1-like conserved region-containing protein
Exons: 1
Coding region: 1-1113 (370 amino acids)
Source: RefSeq, a predicted model, not a curated record
AUGGUGUACUACGAAUCCAUGGAACCUGAGCACAGGACCUUUUGGCAGCAAGUAAAGUGGUCAGUCAUCGUGACGACUAUAAUUGUAGUAGUUUUUGUUAUUCUUUUUUUCCUUUGCUGGGGAACAUCGGGGUAUGCGAGCAUUGCCUAUGCCGAAUAUCAAGUAUUAGGCAAUCCGGCCAGCAGUUUUAGUACGGUAACUGAAUUUAGUGUUACCUCACGUAAUGCGACCCUUAGAUUUAGAGUGUCAUUGUUUACAUACUUUGUCGCCCUUACAUGUGUAAUUGGGUGGAUACUGUUUUUUCUUUUUGGAGGUGUAGGCUUAGCGGCGAUGCCGAUUGAUUAUAUCAUGUUUUUCUACAACCGUCCGAAACCUAUUACUGCCGCCGAGUAUGCCCUUCGUAGAGCUGAAAUUGCACAAGAAUCGCAACGUCUCAUGGAAAAUGGGAAAAAAAUCGAAGAAGAAGAGCACAUUGGUCAUUUGGGUAGGAGACAUCGUGAGAAGGUGCUUGCAUUUAAACAGCAGGUACGCGAGUUGGAAUCGUACCAUAGUAAGGUUGAGACUUCCUAUCGUGAAAAGGGCGGAGAGGUGAUAAAAGGAUACCUUUACCUUUUCUUGGGUAUAGUGUUUGCAUCAAUGUCAUUUAUGUGGUUAUUGCAGAUGAUAAUUCAUAACAUGGCUCAUGCUCAUCCGUUUCUCAAUAAUAUGUUUCGUGGGUUAGACAAAGCAUUUAUGUUUUUUGGCGUUUUAGCGUACGGAUGUUUUUCUUUCUAUUUACUCUGGUGUGUCGUGAAAGGUUGCAUUAAAAUUGGAGGCAAUUUGGUACUGUUUCAGAUUUACCCGAUGGAACCUAAUGGUACAUUUAUGAACGCUUUUCUUUUUAAUGCUAUGCUAAUCAUGAUUACUUCCAUGAGUGUCGUGCAAUUUUGUACUGUUAGCUUCGCAGAAUACGCUGCCAAUACAAAUAUUAGUGCAAUGUUUACGGUUUAUGUAGCAAAUAUGCAGGGUAUAAAGUAUGUUGUGAUGUAUUUGCAGUAUCCCCUGCUUGUCAUCGCCUGUCUAUCUAUCGCUUGGCUUCUCAUUUGCCCAAGACGGCGCGUCAAUGAUGAUUAG